UAUGAGUGAUUUAGAUUAAUGGAUAGUCAGAUUAAAGAAUUGCCAAUUUCUAACUGAAUUAGAAGUGAUUUAAUUGUGCACUAAAGCAAAAGAAAUACUUAUAUCUGAAAGCAACGUAGAGACUGUCCAUACUCCUGUUACAGUAAUUAUUUUCAUCUUAUUAGGUUUGUGGGGAUAUUCAUGGAUAAUUUCAUGACCUUAUUGAGUUAUUUAAAGUAGGAGGAGAUUGUCCUGACACUAAUUACCUUUUUUUAGGAGAUUUAGUCGAUCGCGGAUUUAAUAGUGUUGAAACAUUUCUUUUACUAUUAGCAUUCAAAGUUCGUUAUCCAGACAGGAUUACCAUGUAAUAGUUUAAAAUAUUUUGAAGCAUAAGAGGAAAUCAUGAAUCAAGGUAAACAACUUAAGUUUACGGAUUUUAUGAUGAAUGUCAACGCAAAUAUGGUUCUGCGAAUGUUUGGAGAUAUUGCACUGAUGUUUUUGAUUAUCUGACAAUAAGUGCAGUAAUCGAAAACAGAGUAUUUUGUGUCCAUGGAGGAUUGUCUCCAAAUAUUGUUGAGAUAGAUGAUGUAAACUUAUGUGAAAUUAUUUUUAAGGUGAAAUCCUUAGAUCGAAAGUAAGAGGUUCCACAUGAAGGAGCUAUGUGUGAUCUAUUGUGGAGUGAUCCAGAAGAUAUAAUUGGAUGGGGAGUUUCUCCAAGGGGAGCUGGAUAUAUAUUUGGAGGUGACAUUACUAAAGAGUUCAAUAAAACUAAUAAUUAUGAUUUCAUAUGUCGAGCUCAUUAACUCGUCUUAGAAGGAUACAAAACAAUGUUUGAUGAUCAACUGAUAACAGUAUGGAGUGCUCCAAAUUACUGUUAUCGUGUCGGAAAUUAAGCCUCAAUCUUAGAGUUAGAUGAUAAUUUAGAAAAAAAAUUCAAAAUUUUCUUAGCAGCAAAUGUGGAAUAAAGAGGUCUGAUUGGAAGGCAUCCUGUGCCUGAUUAUUUCUUGUGA
Paramecium pentaurelia is the source of this 989-nucleotide messenger RNA. The record is from the annotation of a GenBank genome assembly. NCBI's taxonomy places the organism in Eukaryota, Ciliophora, Oligohymenophorea, Peniculida, Parameciidae.